Messenger RNA from Sapajus apella (tufted capuchin), 1381 nucleotides. It is a transcript of the gene RER1, whose product is annotated as retention in endoplasmic reticulum sorting receptor 1. Gene Ontology annotation, cellular component: Golgi membrane. Bases 199 to 789 code for a protein of 196 amino acids. NCBI's taxonomy places the organism in Eukaryota, Metazoa, Chordata, Mammalia, Primates, Cebidae. Gene Ontology annotation, biological process: protein retention in ER lumen; retrograde vesicle-mediated transport, Golgi to endoplasmic reticulum. The record is from RefSeq and is a predicted model, not a curated record. The transcript has 7 exons.
UGGUUGGAGCCCUCGGCCCCGCCCCCGCGCCAUCUUGGGGGCCCUGGAGGCGGCGCCGCGCAGGACGGAGCGGAAGUGCUCGCUGCAGCUUCCCGGAGCCCGAGCGCAGCGCCGGCGGCCGCCCCUGCCCCGCCGUCCUCCUUCCCGCGGCCGUGAGGGAGACCGCGGCUCGGCCGCAGCGGAGCUGCGAGUUACAGAAUGUCUGAAGGGGACAGUGUGGGAGAGUCCGUCCAUGGGAAGCCUUCGGUGGUGUACAGAUUUUUCACGAGACUUGGACAGAUUUAUCAGUCCUGGCUAGACAAGUCCACACCCUACACGGCCGUGCGAUGGGUUGUGACACUGGGCCUGAGCUUCAUCUACAUGAUUCGAGUUUACCUCCUGCAGGGGUGGUACAUUGUGACCUAUGCCUUGGGAAUCUACCAUCUAAACCUUUUCAUAGCUUUUCUUUCUCCCAAAGUGGAUCCUUCCUUAAUGGAAGACUCAGAUGACGGUCCCUCACUACCAACCAAACAGAACGAGGAAUUUCGCCCCUUCAUCCGAAGGCUUCCAGAGUUUAAAUUUUGGCACGCGGCUACCAAGGGCAUCCUUGUGGCUAUGGUCUGUACUUUCUUCGACGCUUUCAACGUCCCGGUGUUCUGGCCCAUCCUGGUGAUGUACUUCAUCAUGCUCUUCUGUAUCACAAUGAAGAGGCAGAUCAAGCACAUGAUUAAGUACCGGUACAUCCCGUUCACGCACGGAAAGAGGCGGUACAGGGGCAAGGACGACGCCGGCAAGGCCUUCGCCAGCUAGGAGCGGGGCUGAGGACGCCUCGCGCUGCAGGAACGGUUUUGAGCCAUUGUUAACAAUGCCUUUUCUUCACAUAAAGUAGUUGAUUACGAGGGAGUCGAAUUUUCUUUUUAAAAAGGAGCUUCAGUGAUUUGUAGCUGGAAUACCAGGUUCUUGAAGAAACUGGCACUUAAACCAAAUCGAAUGGAUUUCUUUUUCAGUGACGUUCAGGUGUUUCUCAUGGAUGGAGUUGUAGUCAGCUGCAGGCAGGAAGCCAGGCGGGUGGAGCCCACAGGGGCGGUGCGGGCGGGCGGGCAGGAGUGCGGCCUGUGAGGGAGGAACGGCCGCUCCCCGCCAGGCCGCCUUCCCUACCAGCCGGAGGCGGUGCCACGCCACUCCAUGGAGCCUGAGGGACCGUCUAGCCCGAUUCCUGCGCGUUUGAAAGAACUGAACGCUUGAAAGGGGUGUCACGUCACUGUGGGUUCUGAUGCCAGUUUCCUCGAUUCAUCUCACUGGAGAUGCUUUACAGUUGGCCUCUAUCCUGAUGACUCAAAACUUUGUUCUUAACUACCAUGAUUGCUUCUGAGGGCCUGGAAUUAUAAAUAUAUAUAUUAUA